UUCUUCCUCAUCUUCUUCAAUAAUUCAAACCAUAAAUCAUUCUCUGGUUUUGUCUUCCUCACCAACCUUCCACGUAUAGACUUUGGUUUCUUGUUUCUUAUUAAGAAUACAACAAUAAACCCUAAUUAAAAGGUAUGUCUAAUAUAACAGCAGAUGAAGGCAGUUUUUCUUCUGGAGAAGAUGGUCAAGAAAAGCAAGUCCAAGGAGGAACUACACGCCCACCACCACCACCUCCUAAAAGGAAAAGAAACCUACCAGGAACUCCAGAUCCUACCGCAGAAGUGAUUGCAUUAUCACCAACAACACUGAUGGCCACAAACAGAUUUGUUUGUGAAAUUUGCAACAAAGGGUUUCAAAGAGACCAAAACCUACAAUUGCACCGAAGAGGUCAUAAUCUUCCAUGGAAACUGAGGCAACGAACUAGCACCGAUGCCCGGAAACGGGUCUAUGUGUGUCCCGAGCCAUCUUGUGUUCAUCACAAUCCGGCUCGAGCACUAGGUGAUCUCACAGGGAUCAAGAAACAUUAUAGCAGGAAACAUGGAGAAAAGAAAUGGAAAUGUGACAAGUGUUCAAAGAAAUAUGCGGUUCAAUCCGACUGGAAGGCUCAUCAAAAAACUUGUGGCACUCGUGAAUAUAAGUGCGAUUGUGGGACUAUCUUCUCUAGGAGGGAUAGUUUUAUAACUCACAGAGCGUUUUGUGAUGCAUUAGCCGAAGAAAACAACAAGGUGAACCAAGAAAUGUUACAACCUCAACAUCUUAACGAUCAUCUAAUGACAUCUAAGUUAAACGAAUCUCGAAACAAAGGGUUAACUGGGUUACCGGAUUUCAACAAUUAUGACCCUAAAAACCAAACCAAGUCACUUCCUCAAGAGCUAGUUCCAAUGCCAUUCAAGCCAUUGAACAUGUCUGGUGGCAUGUUCUCUAGUAGCUCAGGCACCCUUCUUGGAAACCCAAGAGGGGGAUCAUCAUCAUCUUCUGGGCUACAACUUAGCUCCCCAAAUGGUCCGUCGGGCUAUGGGUACUUUCAAAACGAAAAUAAGGAUGGAGGGCUGCUUUCUGGGCCCGCAGGCCAUAUGUCCGCGACGGCCUUGCUUCAGAAAGCAGCUCAAAUGGGCGCUACAGCAAGCAAUGGGAUUAAUUCCCCAAUGAUGCAAAAGAGUUUUGUUACAAGCAUGACUGGCCCAGAUCAACUCAGUUCACCCGGGCCAAGAUCUACAUCGCCUUAUGGUAUGCAACGGGCUAAUACCUAUGAUAACUUCCAUGUCCAACCUAAUCAAACAUCCAUGGUGGGAUUAAAUGAGAGUAGUGAAGGAUACAAUCUUUUCCAAAAUCCCAACCAACAAGAUAUGUUUGGGCCGGGCCAUAAUCCUGUUAUGAAUGAUAUAGGAAUUUAUAGCGAAAUGUUAAUGGGAGGAGAUCAAAGUAAUGGAUUUGUUAAGAAUGUUGAAAAUCGCGAAGAUAGAAAUGAUGACAACUCCAUCUUCCUUCAGGGUAGAGGCAAUGCGGGUAUCGUUAAAAGCAUGCCAAUGUUAGGUGGUGGUGGUGGCAGCCAUGGCGGUAGCGACACAUUAACGGUUGACUUCUUAGGCAUUGGAGGAUCAAGACCACUAAAUAUCCAAGAACAACAGCAACAAUUGAAUGGGUUUGAUGUAGCAAGUCAAGUAAUGAAUCCUUUUCAACAACUUAUCCAUGGGGAGUCUUCAGCCCACGAAAAGCCCAUUUGGGACCAUUGACCAAGAGGCAAAAGCCCAUUUGUAAGAAAUCUUUCUGUCAAGAUGAAGUAAUAUUGUGAAGAGCGGCCAAAUGAGCUUUGUGCUUUGUUAAUUUGAUCAAGAAACUAACCUUGUAAUAGUUUUAAGGAUUUACAGGCGCUUUCCAUCUUGGCUUAAAAAAUGAUGAAUAAUUUGUUAACUUCAUCUUUUUAAUACAUACAUAUCAAUAGUUAUAUA
Molecule: messenger RNA, 1949 nt
Organism: Helianthus annuus (common sunflower)
Lineage: Eukaryota; Viridiplantae; Streptophyta; Magnoliopsida; Asterales; Asteraceae
Product: zinc finger protein GAI-ASSOCIATED FACTOR 1
Exons: 3
Coding region: 135-1733 (532 amino acids)
Cellular component (GO): nucleus
Molecular function (GO): DNA-binding transcription factor activity
Source: RefSeq, a predicted model, not a curated record